UAAAUAUCGGGGCUAAUUAAGUAUAAGUCCUGAAUCUCGUGAUUCGAGCAUUGGACGCCAGUUUUAUGUCAUUACUGCUUCUUCUCAUUUAAGAUCCAAGCAGACGAGGAGUCACUCGGACUAGAGCCUCCGUCAAGCAGCAGUCACGGGAAAAAGCUCCGAUCGAUAAUCGAAUUCUCCGAUCAGAUCCGAAGAUGAACGACGCAGAUGUCUCCAAGCAGAUCCAGCAGAUGGUCCGAUUCAUCCGCCAAGAAGCUGAAGAAAAGGCCAAUGAGAUCUCUGUCUCUGCCGAAGAAGAAUUUAAUAUAGAGAAGUUACAACUGGUGGAAGCAGAGAAGAAGAAGAUCAGACAAGAGUACGAGCGUAAAGAGAAGCAAGUUGAAGUUCGAAAGAAAAUUGAGUACUCCAUGCAGCUCAAUGCUUCUCGCAUCAAAGUUCUUCAAGCUCAGGAUGAAGUGGUUAACACCAUGAAAGAGGCAGCAUCAAAGGAGCUCCUGCAUGUGAGCCAUGGCCAUUUGCAUGUAAUCCACGACCACCAUCAGUACAGAAAACUUCUGACAGAUCUCAUUGUUCAGAGUUUGCUCAGACUUAAAGAGCCUGCUGUCUUAUUGCGCUGUCGGAAUGAUGACGUAAAUAUAGUGGAGUCUGCGUUGCACCCAGCAAAGGUGGCAUAUGCGGAGAAAGCAAAUGUUCAUCCACCAGAGAUUAUAAUUGACAAAGUCCACCUACCACCAGCUCCAUCGCAUCACAAUGCCCAUGGUCCUUUCUGCUCUGGAGGUGUAGUGUUAGCUUCUCUGGAUGGAAAAAUUGUUUGCGAAAACACCCUCGAUGCAAGGUUGGAUGUUGUAUUCCGUAAAAAACUUCCUGAGAUCCGCAAGUGGCUUUUUGUUCAGGUUGCUGCAUGAUUGAUGCGAGUGAUUUUGUAGUCAUCGCACUCUUGUCUGUCAGAGCUUUCAAAAUUUUAAGAUUGGUUUUUGACUGGAGAACUCUCAUUGCUUGUUUGUGCACGUCAUAUUCAUUCUUUCAUCUUCCAGUUAUUUCUGUACUUUGUUGCAUUUGUGAAGCUUUUAUUGCCGUGUUUUUUAUUUCGCCGCCCCACCGGACUUGGUAAAGUACUUAUUUGUUGAAGUAAUAUUUCUUAAAUUUCAAACCUAUGGUGUAUUUUGUUAUACUUUGUACGAAUAAGUGUAAGUUGAUCGGACCAGAGAUUUUUUGCCAUGGUAAUUUUUCUUGCAGGUUCUUUUUUGCCAAUUAGAUGU
This is a messenger RNA of Ilex paraguariensis (yerba mate), 1259 nucleotides long. The record is from the annotation of a GenBank genome assembly. NCBI's taxonomy places the organism in Eukaryota, Viridiplantae, Streptophyta, Magnoliopsida, Aquifoliales, Aquifoliaceae.